AUGGAAGCGCUUUCGUGUAUGUUAAGCUGUGCUAGGGAGGCGGGGAUUAUUAGAGGGAUACCUGCUCCAAAUAACGGACCGGUUAUCACUCAUCUUCUAUAUGCGGAUGACGCUAUUAUGGUUGGAGAUUGGUCUAAGGAGGAAGUCGAGAAUACUUUGAGAAUCUUAAGGUGCUUCUACUUAAGCUCAGGUUUAAAUAUUAACUUUGAGAAGUCCAAUCUCUUCGGGAUCGGCGUGGGCGCGGAGGAAAUUGGGGGGUUGGCUAUCGAGGUCGGUUGUAAACCGGAUGCUCUCCCUUUCAAGUAUCUUGGUCUUAAAGUGGGAGCUAACAUGAAUUGGAUCGCUAAUUGGCAGCCGGUUAUUGAGACGUUUCAAAACCGUUUGCUAAAGUGGAAGUCGCAUUUGUUAUCUAUUGGGGUAGAGUUGUCAUCAUUAAAUCGGUGUUGGAAAGCUUGCCAACAUACUACUUUUUGUUAUACAAAGCCCCCAAAAAGGUUAUUGCGGAUUUGGAGUCAUUGA
Molecule: messenger RNA, 519 nt
Organism: Helianthus annuus (common sunflower)
Lineage: Eukaryota; Viridiplantae; Streptophyta; Magnoliopsida; Asterales; Asteraceae
Exons: 1
Coding region: 1-519 (172 amino acids)
Source: RefSeq, a predicted model, not a curated record